GAGAUGCUCCCCCGGCGGCGGCGGCUGCUCGCUUCCCUCCAGCUCUUCUGCAUCCUCCGGAUAGAAUUGAUUUCUGGGUAUCUCAGACAGCAGCGGAAAAUUAUUCAAGACUGGUCCUAUUCAGGAACAUUAAAUCAAACAAACUGGGGGAAAAGAUAUCCAGCGUGUAAUGGUGCCUUACAGUCACCUAUUAAUAUUGAUGAAGAUCUAGCUCCAGUAAAUGUAAAUCUUAAGAAACUGCAGUUUGAAGGCUGGGAAAAUGAAACCUCAAAUGACACUUUAAUCUCCAACACAGGCAAAACAGUGGAAAUUAAUUUGACAAAUGAAUACAGUGUUACUGGAGGAGGCUUAGAGGGUGUAUUUAGAGCAAGCAAGAUAACAUUCCACUGGGGAAAAUGCAAUGCGUCACAUGAUGGAUCUGAACAUAGUAUAGAUGGACAAAAAUAUCCUCUUGAGAUGCAAAUCUACUGUUAUGAUGCAAAUCAAUUUGCGGAUAUAGAUAAGGCAAUGGAAGGAAAUGGGAAAAUAAGAGCUUUAUCAGUUUUAUUUGAGGUUGGUUUGGAAGAUAAUAUGGAUUAUAAUUCAAUUAUCGAUGGCGUGGCUAGUGUUAGUCGCUUUGGGAAAAAAACUGAACUGCAUCCUUUCAUCUUGUUGAACCUUUUGCCAAAUUCAACCGACAAAUACUACACUUACAAUGGAUCUCUGUCAACUCCUCCCUGCUCAGAGACAGUUGAAUGGAUUGUAUUUAAAGACACUGUUAACAUUUCAGAAAACCAGCUGGCAGUAUUUUGUGAGGUCCUUACCAUGCAACAGUCUGGUUACGUGGUGCUGAUGGACUACCUGCAGAAUAAUUUUAGAGAGCAACAGCAUCCAUUUUCUGUCAAGAUCUUUUCCUCUUAUACUGGCCAGGAGGAAAUUAACACAACAGUUUGCAGCUUAGAACCAGGAAAUGUCCAAACUGAUCCAAAGAACUAUACAAGCCUUCUGGUAACUUGGGAAAGGCCACGAGUGGUGUAUGAUCCAAUGAUUGAGCGAUUUGCUGUUUUAUAUCAACAGUUAGAUGGAGAAGACCAGACACUGCAUGAACAUCAAACCGAUGGGUAUCAAGACUUGGGAGCCAUUCUGAACAAUCUGCUGCCUAAUACCAGUUACGUAGUGCAGGUAGUUGCUAUUUGUCCUAAAGGCGUCCGUGGAAAAUACAGUGAUCAAGUGAUUGUUGACAUGCCUUUGGAUGAUCCAGAAAUGGAAUUUACUGACUUGACUGGACCUGAAGACUAUGAGGAGGAAGAUGAAAUGGAGGAGGCCAGGGCAGGGGUGGGUGACGAAGCUGCCGUAAUGACCAGCACAGAUAGUGUAACAAACCAAAUAAGGAAAAAAGAAUUCCAGGUGACAACAUCUAGUUACAGUCUGGACAGCAUGGGGACAAAAUUCAAUGAAGCUGGAACACACAGAUACUUAGCAAGGGAGGAAGACUUGUAUGGAAAAAAUGAUCAAUCCAAAGCAAUUCAUCAUCCAACUUCUCAGUCCAUUCCUGAAAUACCAAAGGAAGAAAAAGAUGGCUCUGUGGAAUCUCACAGGGUUACUGCAAUUGUCUCUCCGUCAAGCAGCUCCACCAAAGGUAAUGGGGAGGAACACGCACACACUUCUGACAAUGAGCAGACAAGAGUCACUGCUUCUGAUAAUAGUGAAGAUGAUAUAGAGGUGUCUGCUUUUAAACCUGAUCUAGAUCCUGAUGACUCUUGGAGUUCUAGCCCUAUCACCUCUUCUAAGAGGUUAGUUACUGCAGAGACAUCCCCAGAAAACACCUUUAGUUCAGGAAGCCCGGAAGCAAGCAUGCAUGAUGAUCUCUCUGAAACCUAUAUUAAAAUUCCAUCAGAAGACUUAACACAUCCAAGACCUGAAGAUUCUACAGAAAAAGUACCUACCCUUGACAGGAAUUCGUGGUAUCUUAAUGGUACAGAUGUUACUGCCAUCCCAUUGGAUAGUAAGCAGUUUUUUCACUCUAGCCCUCCAAAUCCUGCUACAGUGCCUUACCCCAAUGGUCCAGUGCUUUCGCAAGAUGCUUCUGCUGUGAAUAUAGAAUUGCCACAUUCUUCCACCUUUGCUUACUCCCCUGCUGAGUUGUCAUCUUACUCUGUCUCUGCAAAUUCGGAAGAACGUGGCUCUGCAACUGCUGCCAAUGAGGCACUCUCUCAGACAACUCAACCAGUGUAUAAUGAGGCAAGUAAUAGUAGCCAUGACCUUCUAAUAGGUCUCGCUGAACAGAAGACAGUUAUACCACUUGUGGUCGUAUCAGCUCUGACUUUCAUCUGUCUAGUGAUUCUUGUUGGUAUUCUCAUAUACUGGAGGAAAUGCUUCCAAACGGCACAUUUUUAUUUAGAAGAUAACACAUCACCUCGAGUAAUAUCAACUCCCCCGGCACCAGUCUUCCCCGUGUCAGAUGAUGUUGGCGCAAUCCCAACAAAGCAUUUUCCGAAACAUGUUGCAGAUUUACAUGCCAGUAAUGGGUUUACUGAAGAAUUUGAGGAAAUCCAGAGCUGUACUGUAGAUCUAGGUAUUACCUCAGACAGCUCUAACCACCCUGACAACAAGAAUAAGAAUAGAUAUAUAAACAUUGUGGCCUACGAUCACAGUAGGGUUAAGCUUGCACAACUUUCUGACAAGGAUGGAAAACUGACUGACUACAUUAAUGCCAACUAUGUUGAUGGUUACAACAGACCAAAAGCUUAUAUUGCCGCUCAGGGGCCUUUAAAGUCAACAGCCGAAGAUUUCUGGAGAAUGAUUUGGGAGCAUAAUGUGGAAGUCAUUGUAAUGAUAACCAACCUUGUUGAGAAAGGAAGGAGAAAAUGUGACCAGUACUGGCCUGCUGAUGGUAGUGAAGAAUACGGAAACUUCUUAGUCACUCAAAAGAGCAUUCAUGUGCUUGCUUAUUACACCGUGAGGAAUUUUACUAUUAGGAACACUAAGGUGAAAAAGGGUUCCCAGAAAGGGAGAUCCAGCGGCCGCUUAAUUUCUCAGUAUCACUAUACUCAGUGGCCUGACAUGGGUGUCCCUGAAUAUACUCUGCCAGUGCUCACAUUCGUUCGAAAAGCAUCAUAUGCCAAACGCCACGCUGUGGGACCAGUCGUAGUUCAUUGCAGUGCUGGAGUUGGAAGGACAGGCACAUAUAUAGUAUUAGAUAGUAUGCUACAACAAAUUCAGCAUGAAGGGACUGUCAACAUAUUUGGAUUCCUGAAGCACAUACGAACACAAAGGAACUACUUGGUUCAGACAGAGGAGCAGUAUGUCUUUAUUCACGAUGCACUUGUAGAGGCAAUACUUAGCAAAGAAACAGAAGUACCUGAAAGUCACAUUCACGCCUAUGUUAAUUCUCUCUUAAUUCCUGGGCCAACAGGAAAAACAAAACUAGAGAAGCAGUUCAAGCUUCUGAACCAAUCUAAUAUACAGCAGUGUGAUUAUUCAACCGCAUUGAAACAGUGUAACAGAGAAAAGAACAGGACCUCAUCCAUCAUUCCUGUGGAACGAUCUAGAGUUGGUAUUUCAUCAUUGGCGGGUGAAGGUACAGACUACAUCAAUGCUUCCUACAUUAUGGGUUAUUAUCAAAGCAAUGAAUACAUUGUUACCCAGCAUCCUCUGCUACAUACCAUCAAAGAUUUCUGGAGAAUGAUAUGGGACCACAAUGCUCAGAUGGUUGUAAUGCUUCCAGAUAGUCAGAAUAUGGCUGAAGAUGAAUUUGUUUAUUGGCCAAACAAAGAGGAGCCUAUCAAUUGUGAGAGCUUUAAAGUCAGUCUGAUUUCAGAAGAACACAAGUGUUUGUCCAAUGAAGAGAAGCUUGUAAUCCAAGACUUCAUUUUAGAAGCUACCCAGGAUGACUAUGUUUUAGAAGUGAGGCAUUUUCAGUGUCCGAGAUGGCCAAAUCCAGAUAGCCCUAUCAGUAAAACAUUUGAACUUAUCAAUGUCAUCAAAGAAGAAACUUCCAACAGAGAUGGACCAAUGAUUGUGCAUGAUGAACAUGGAGGAGUGACAGCGGGUACUUUCUGUGCAUUAACAACGCUCAUGCAUCAGCUAGUAAAUGAAAACUGUGUGGAUGUUUAUCACGUUGCAAAGAUGAUAAACUUGAUGAGGCCUGGAGUCUUCACAGACAUAGACCAGUACCAGUUUCUGUACAAAACUAUCCUCAGUCUUGUUAGUUCAAGGCAAGAAGAAAAUCCUUCAGUAUCCAUAGACAGUAACGGCUCUGCUUUACCAGAUGGCAAUGCAGCAGAGAGCUUGGAAUCUUUAGUUUGACUACAACCGGUGUUCAGCAUUCAGCGGUAAUUCAGGGCUGGAUGUUUUUCAGUAUCGUUGCUUUCACUUAUAAA
Molecule: messenger RNA, 4361 nt
Organism: Euleptes europaea (tarantolino)
Lineage: Eukaryota; Metazoa; Chordata; Lepidosauria; Squamata; Sphaerodactylidae
Gene: PTPRZ1
Product: protein tyrosine phosphatase receptor type Z1
Exons: 29
Coding region: 4-4287 (1427 amino acids)
Biological process (GO): peptidyl-tyrosine dephosphorylation
Molecular function (GO): protein binding; protein tyrosine phosphatase activity
Source: RefSeq, a predicted model, not a curated record